This is a messenger RNA of Lactuca sativa (garden lettuce), 828 nucleotides long. The record is from RefSeq and is a predicted model, not a curated record. NCBI's taxonomy places the organism in Eukaryota, Viridiplantae, Streptophyta, Magnoliopsida, Asterales, Asteraceae.
AUGAAGAUCAUAGUGUCUGAUUCCUCCAAAUUUCAGUUCGUUGGCUCAAUCCCUGAGUCAAUGUAUGGGUGUGUUCCAAACGAUAGUCGCAUCAUCAGAACUUACAAGGAGUUUCAUCGCUCAGGUCCCAGAGAGCUCAUUCCUGAAAUGAUCCAAUCCAUUCAUGACGCUGACAGGCCUGCUCCCAAGGGAAAGAAACAAGACAAGGGAAAGGACAAGAAAGUUGUCAAAGGAGCGAAGGGUCCUUCUCCAAAGAAGCGCAAACCUUCCAAGGAAGCUCAAUCCCCUCCACCAAAGAAGAGGAAGACUCAACCCAGGCGUAAACUUAUUCUUGCCUCCUCCUCCAGUGAAUCUGAGGAAGAGAGUUCAGACUCAGAAGAGUCCCUUCGAGAAGCUACCACAACAACCACCGCUGGGGUUCGAACCAAUGUAUCUGAUACGGGGGCUCCUACUUCAGCACCUGAACCUACCCCACCGUCGCCUUCAUCUCCUGAUCAAACAGCAGAAGAUGAGGAACCUUUUCUUAGAGGAGAGGACAUGACGUUUGACUCGGGAUCCGCACACUCCAAUGCAGAGAAGCUUGAUUCUCUUGUCCACAAGCUGGCCACUUCAGUUGCCUCUGAACUGCAGUCCUUUGCCAGUCUUCGUCAGUCUCUCAAUGAUGACAACAAAUUAUUCCAGGCGACUAUUGAGGAGCGUUUGACAAAGCUGCAAGAAGAUCUCGCUUCAGAGAACUCAGUGAUGGAUGCUCUUGCUCGGAAGACUACUGCUCUUAAGGUCAAGAGUCUUCAUCUUUUUCAAUCAGAAAAGGAAGUUGCCUCUCUCUGA